This is a messenger RNA of Mustela lutreola (European mink), 1503 nucleotides long. RefSeq names its product phosphatidylinositol-binding clathrin assembly protein-like. Gene Ontology annotation, molecular function: 1-phosphatidylinositol binding; phosphatidylinositol-4,5-bisphosphate binding; SNARE binding. Gene Ontology annotation, cellular component: extrinsic component of presynaptic endocytic zone membrane; clathrin-coated vesicle; synaptic vesicle. The record is from RefSeq and is a predicted model, not a curated record. Bases 98 to 1429 code for a protein of 443 amino acids. The transcript has 16 exons. NCBI's taxonomy places the organism in Eukaryota, Metazoa, Chordata, Mammalia, Carnivora, Mustelidae. Gene Ontology annotation, biological process: synaptic vesicle budding from presynaptic endocytic zone membrane; clathrin coat assembly; clathrin-dependent endocytosis.
ACCUGAGGUGCCACCCUGGCUCAGUCCGCCGGUCCGGAAGAGGAGGGACCAGACUCCAGGGCCAUCACCCUCGUGGCUGGCAGUCCGCGACGCACCCAUGGGGUCGUCUGCGUCCAAGGCUGCCCUCGGGGCGACCACCGAUGAGCCUAUGGAGCCCAAGGCGAAACACCUGGCGGACCUCAUUCAGUACAUAAAUGGAACAAACAUGAGCGUGGAUCAUUUGGCUGAUGUUCUUUCUGAAAAAACCGGGAACAGCAGCUGGGUGGUAGUAUUCAAAGCCCUGGUUACUGUCCAUCACCUUAUGGUGCACGGAAAUGAGCGUUUUAUCCAACAUCUUGCAUCUAGAAACUCCUUGUUUACUUUACACAACUUCCUGGAUAAAAGUGUCAUAGAAGGCUACACCAUGUCAACCUUCAUCAGACGAUACAGCAGGUACUUGAAUGAGAAGUCUCUCGCGUACAGACUGAUUGCAUCUGACAUCACCAAAACCAAGAGAGGGACGGACGGUACGAUGAGAACUAUGGAUACAAAGCAGCUGCUAAACACUCUUCCAGUCAUUCAAACGCAGUUUGAUGCUCUUCUUAAUUUUAAUGCAAACCCUGAUGAGCUAACCAAUGGCAUAAUACAUGCUGCUUUCAUGCUUCUCUUUAAGGAUUCUCUUCGCCUCUUUGCAGCCUACAAUGAGGGUAUCCUUAAUCUGCUAGACAAAUAUUUUGAUAUGAGAAAAAACCAAUGCAAGGAGAGUUUGGAUAUUUACAUCAAGUUCCUUGAAAGAACAGCCAAACUGGCACAGUUCCUGAAAGUUGCAGAGCAAGUUGGAAUUGACCGGAAUGACAUUCCAUAUCUUACACAGGCACCCCAUAGUUUACUUGAAGCACUAAAACAACAUUUAGCUUCUUUGGAAGAGAAAAAUGACAGUUGGUCUCCUUACAGUCUCCAGCAUGCACUGAUCCCCUCUAUACCAAAUAAUCCAGUUGUGAAUGCUUCAGCAAGUGGAGCUUGGUUUGCAGCCCACAAAUCUGUUGAAGCCAGACAGCAACAUGGAAAAAUCACAGCAAAAAAUCUGGAUGGCUCACUUGUAAACCCUGUAGGAAAUCUUAACCUUGGAGAAAGUCCAGUCAACAGAUUGGACAUGGAGUGGCCCCAGCCCUCAGAGAUGGAAAUUGCUGGUGGAAUGAAAUGGCAGUUGAAUACCUACACCUGCACAUCAACCCUCUGGAAACAUAUUUCUAUUCCUCCUGUUCCCCACAUGGUAUUGCCUCCAGUGGGCUAUCCAGUGACUUCACAGCAAGUGCCUAUGUAUAGAAUGGUUCACACUCCAAAGGGAGCUCUUUUCUUGAUGGCACCCCAACCCAUGAUUCAUGUGCAACCAGGCUCAAGGACCAGCAAUUCUGCUCCAUCCACAAGAAAUAAUACACAAUCCAUGUAGAAGUACCAAAGCGAAAGUGUUCAGAUUCAGAGGUGAACAAAAGUGAUCUCUCUACAGCCUGAACUGAAUCAUCC